UCCGUGACACGACACGUAAAAAUGAAAACCUUAAUUUUCACCAUACUUAGUGUAUAUUUAAUAUUACCAUUCCACUGCAGACUGAUUCCAAAAAGUUCAGAGAGAACUACAGCGUUGAAACCAGCCGAUGAUCCACCUUCAAGGGUUACCAGGGCUAUCUUUGAUGACACCGCGAACGUAUUCUCCAAAGAAGAAGAAGGUGCCGUCGGCCUAAGCGGAGAAACCCUGUUUGACAAUAAAAAAGCUUCAUCACACCUAAAAACUACAAGACAAGCCCUGAAAAUGUCUCGAAUCGAGCGAGACUCCACUGAGUCUAACGAUGAAAAUAUCACUAAAAGCACAACCACAAAGAAAAUCCCAAAAGAUAAAAAGAAAAAACUUGUUAAGAAACCUAUACCUAAGUUCCAUGAUAUGGAUUACUACGACGACGGUUUUCAAGCAAAUGUUAUUAAGUCAAAAUCCCCUAUCGAAUCCGGUGAACAUGAAGAUGAAGAUUUUAACUUGGAUGAUUAUGAGUUUGAUGUAAAUCAUGACGAAUUUUCAGCUAGAGGUAAACCCUUGAUACCAAGAAAUAAAAACAAACAAUCCGGUCGUAGCAAUGCAGAUGAGUCAGAAACUGUAUUAACGACAUCUGAAUCAUACACAAACACUGAUAAACCACACAGAAAUACGGGCAGCUCAGCUUCCUCAUCAGGUUCAAAAAUGAUAAAUAAGAGAAACAAUCAGGGGAAUAAAAAACACAAAGAAGAUUACUAUGACGAUUACUCUUCCACUACAAAGAGUAGUGAGGCUAAAUCUAAAGCUCGUGACUCUGAUGACGCGAGUGAUGAAGCGGAUGAAACUAAAGAACUAGACCAUAAAUCUCCGCGGGUGAUCAGGUCACUUUGGAAACCGAACAAAUACAUAAACCACCAAGGACGUAAAGCUGCACUAGUGUCAAAGGUUCGGGAUUAUCUCUCCUUUUUCUUUUAAAGUUUGAUAUUCUUUACCUUGGUCCUAUCCUUGCUUGUUAUGUUCUUUUAAAUUAUUCGAAGAUUGUUUAAGUAACAUUUUGAUCACAUUGUAAAUCGUAUUGACUGCGGAGUA
Messenger RNA from Pectinophora gossypiella (pink bollworm), 1086 nucleotides. RefSeq lists its product as uncharacterized. NCBI's taxonomy places the organism in Eukaryota, Metazoa, Arthropoda, Insecta, Lepidoptera, Gelechiidae. The record is from RefSeq and is a predicted model, not a curated record. Bases 22 to 972 code for a protein of 316 amino acids. The transcript has a single exon.